This is a messenger RNA of Saprolegnia parasitica CBS 223.65, 479 nucleotides long. RefSeq lists its product as hypothetical. NCBI's taxonomy places the organism in Eukaryota, Oomycota, Saprolegniomycetes, Saprolegniales, Saprolegniaceae. The record is from RefSeq and is a predicted model, not a curated record. The transcript has a single exon. The coding region runs from base 18 to 449 and encodes 143 amino acids.
GCUCGUGGCAAGGAGGUAUGUACCAGCAGCCACCGCCCGGAGCGCCGUACCCCGGUCAGCAGUACCCGCAGCAGCCUGGUUACCCGCCGCAGCAGUACCCGCCGCAGCAGUACCCUCCUCAGCAGUACCCUCCGCAGCAGUACGCCCCGCAGCAGUACCCGCCCCAGCAACAGUACUAUGCGCAGCAAGGCCAGCAGCUCUUCCAGGCCGCUACGGCGCCGCCCGUCGUGUACCAGCAGCCUGUCUACCAGCAGCCUGUCUACCAGCAACCUGUGAUGAUGGCGCCACAGCCCAUGUAUGUGUCGCAACCUGGUGUCUACUACGGCGGCGGCGGCGGCUACAUGGGUGGCGGCGGCUUCAUGGGCGGCGGCUUCAUGGGCGGCGGCUACAAGGGCUUCAAGGGCCGCGGCGGCUACUACGGCCGGGGCAAGGGCUUCAAAUUCUUCUAAACUCUAUGUAAACAGUCAAGACUGAAAAUG